AUGGCCCCUGAAAUUGAUCCAGCACUGUUAUCCAUUACAGGAAGCAGUGUUUCUGCGGAUCCCAUGGAUCAGACAUUUUGCAAUGUACAAUUUAAAAUUGCGGAUGCUGUUGGUCCCCUUCUGCUUAUGUUAGAUAAGGCAGAGAAGGAGGGAUCCUCUCAUAACCCUUCUCUACCAGCUUUACUGGCUUCUAAGAUGGCACGUCUAAAAGCUUCCAGCAGAGCAGUGCUUAUUAUCGGUCAAUCCUUCAACCAUAUUUCCAACAUUCGCAGAACCCGCUGGCUGCAUGCAGCAGGGAGGGCUGAUUUGGCACCUAUAUCACAUGAAUUCCCUAAUUUUGAAAACUCCUUUCUAUUUGGCCCCUCUUUUAUACAGGGGGUGAAAGGACAAUAUAAGGCUAAGAGACCUUUCUCUGAUUUAAAGAAGAGCAUUCUAAGCUACAAGAAGCCCUUUCGGACCGAGGGUUGUUCCUACAGGGCUACAGGUUCAUCCUGGGAAGUUAAUAAGCAAGCCCACUUUCGUCACCAUGGACAGUAG
This is a messenger RNA of Pelobates cultripes (western spadefoot toad), 537 nucleotides long. The record is from the annotation of a GenBank genome assembly. Lineage: Eukaryota; Metazoa; Chordata; Amphibia; Anura; Pelobatidae.